AUGGCUGUCGCUAUCUUCCAGAUCAUCCAGACCACCGCGCUCGUAUCGCUCCUGCUGACGGCAGCAGGAGCGAUACGUCGGUUGUACUUUCACCCACUGGCGCACAUCCCAGGCCCCAGAUUGGCCGCUCUGACCUGGUGGUAUGAGUUCUACUACGACGUUGUCCAGCCAGGGCAGUACGUGUUCCAUAUUCAGAAACUACACAAGAAAUACGGACCCAUCAUCCGCAUCACGCCCGACGAGCUUCACGUCAACGACAUCGGCUUUUUGGAUAGUGUAUACGCGCCUUCAUCAAAACGUAGAGACAAGUACGAGUACCAACUUAAGACUUUGCGCGUUCCAGGCGGCGUGGGCACAACCGCCAAUUACGACGUCCACAAAAAAAGACGUGAAGCUCUAAGUCCCUUUUUCAGCAAACGCAAUGUGGUGUACCUAGAGCCAUUGAUUGCUGAAAAGGUCGAGCAGCUGUGCCAGGUUGUUGCGAAACACGCGGCUGAAAAGACGCCUGUCAAUUUGUCAGAUGUUUUCUUCGCGUUUUCGAACGAUGUCGUUACAAACUUUCUCUUCGCGCAACAGAGCAAUAAUCUGGCAGACGAGGCGAAGGCUGCUACGUUGCGCCAGAACAGUUAUGAGCUUUUACAAGGUAUUCACAUCAACAAGCACUUUCCAUGGCUGCCCGAUUUCCUCGAGAGUCUGCCGCUGGCUAUUAGCAAGCCCUUGAUGCCUCCUGGGCUGAUUGACAUGUUGGACUUGUUUGAAAGAGUGCGCACCGAACUGCUGGCCAUCAUGAAAGCAAAAUCGUCGGGAAUCGCCAGCGAGAAACCCGUAGGCCCAACAGGCAAGGAGUCAGUCUACGACUCUGUCCUCGACAGUCCUGUUCUACCGCCAGAGGAAAAGUCGCUUCUCCGUCUUGAGCAAGAGGGUGCACUGCUUGUACUCGCCGGCACCGAAUCACCCAGCAGAUCGUUGCUGAUUCUCUUCUACCAUCUUCUAUCCAACCCGUCCAUCCUGCGCAAAUUACGCGACGAAAUCAACACACUGCCACCAGACGCAACUUGGACCCAGCUUGAGCAGCUCCCAUAUUUGUCGGCAGUCAUCGAGGAAGCCAAUCGACUUUCUUUCGGUGUCACAGCUCGCCUAGCUCGCAUCGCCUAUGAACCGCUCACAUACACUCCGUCCCAAUACGUCAACGCCACAAACUCCAAAUCUUACACCAUUCCCUCUGGCACACCUGUCAGCAUCACGACUCUGAGUGCGCACACCAACGAAACCGUCUUCCCGGACCCGUUCACAUUUGAUCCGGAGCGAUGGCUCGGUGAGGAGGCGCGCGAACGCCGUCGGUUCCAGUUUGCUUUCAACAGAGGCGGACGUAAAUGCUUGGGCAUUGAGCUGGCAGGUGCGGAAUUAUAUCUCAUGACGGCCGCGCUGGUGAGGAGGUUCGAUAUGGCGUUGUACGCGACGGAUGAGACGGAUGUGGGAUUUUUGUAUGAUUAUCAGGUUGCGAUGCCGAAGAUGGAUUCGAAGGGGGUGAGGGUUAAUGCGACAGUCUUAUAG
This is a messenger RNA of Talaromyces amestolkiae, 1554 nucleotides long. RefSeq lists its product as uncharacterized. The record is from RefSeq and is a predicted model, not a curated record. The transcript is spliced from 4 exons. NCBI's taxonomy places the organism in Eukaryota, Fungi, Ascomycota, Eurotiomycetes, Eurotiales, Trichocomaceae. Bases 1 to 1554 code for a protein of 517 amino acids. Gene Ontology annotation, molecular function: oxidoreductase activity, acting on paired donors, with incorporation or reduction of molecular oxygen; monooxygenase activity; heme binding.